AUGGUCACAACAGAUAAUGAUAACGAUGAUAAUAAUGUCAAUAAUCUAGUUGAUAACGAUGAUAAUAAUGUCAACAAUCUAGUUGGUAAGGAUGAUAAUAAUGCCAAUAAUCUAGUUGAUAACGAUGAUAAUAAUGCCAAUAAUCUAGUUGAUAACGAUGAUAAUAAUGCCAAUAAUCUAGUUGAUAACGAUGAUAAUAAUGCCAAUAAUCUAGUUGAUAACGAUGAUAAUAAUGUCAACAAUCUAGUUGGUAAGGAUGAUAAUAAUGCCAAUAAUCUAGUUGAUAACGAUGAUAAUAAUGCCAAUAAUCUAGUUGAUAACGAUGAUAAUAAUGCCAAUAAUCUAAAUAGUAGUAGUAAUGCUAGUACAAGUAGCAAAAGUAAUGCAAGUAGUAAUGCUAGUACAAGUAGCAAAAGUAAUGCAAGUAGUAAUGCUAGUACAAGUAGCAAAAGUAAUGCAAGUAGUAAUGCUAGUACAAGUAGCAAAAGUAAUGCAAGUAGUAAUGCUAGUACAAGUAGCAAAAGUAAUGCAAGUAGUAAUGCUAGUACAAGUAGCAAAAGUAAUGCAAGUAGUAAUGCUAGUACAAGUAGCAAAAGUAAUGCAAGUAGUAAUGCUAGUACAAGUAGCAAAAGUAAUGCAAGUAGUAAUGCUAGUACAAGUAGCAAAAGUAAUGCAAGUAGUAAUGCUAGUACAAGUAGCAAAAGUAAUGCAAGUAGUAAUGCUAGUACAAGUAGCAAAAGUAAUGCAAGUAGUAAUGCUAGUACAAGUAGCAAAAGUAAUGCAAGUAGUAAUGCUAGUACAAGUAGCAAAAGUAAUGCAAGUAGUAAUGCUAGUACAAGUAGCAAAAGUAAUGCAAGUAGUAAUGCUAGUACAAGUAGCAAAAGUAAUGCAAGUAGUAAUGCUAGUACAAGUAGCAAAAGUAAUGCAAGUAGUAAUGCUAGUACAAGUAGCAAAAGUAAUGCAAGUAGUAAUGCUAGUACAAGUAGCAAAAGUAAUGCAAGUAGUAAUGCUAGUACAAGUAGCAAAAGUAAUGCAAGUAGUAAUGCUAGUACAAGUAGCAAAAGUAAUGCAAGUAGUAAUGCUAGUACAAGUAGCAAAAGUAAUGCAAGUAGUAAUGCUAGUACAAGUAGCAAAAGUAAUGCAAGUAGUAAUGCUAGUACAAGUAGCAAAAGUAAUGCAAGUAGUAAUGCUAGUACAAGUAGCAAAAGUAAUGCAAGUAGUAAUGCUAGUACAAGUAGCAAAAGUAAUACUAACAGUUAUAGUAAUAGCAAUGACAUACUUAUAAAACUAGUAGUAGAAGCAGUGAUGUGUGCAUUGAUAAUAUUAGCACAAACUCUUUGA
Messenger RNA from Brugia malayi, 1341 nucleotides. RefSeq lists its product as uncharacterized. Bases 1 to 1341 code for a protein of 446 amino acids. The transcript has 2 exons. The record is from RefSeq and is a predicted model, not a curated record. NCBI's taxonomy places the organism in Eukaryota, Metazoa, Nematoda, Chromadorea, Rhabditida, Onchocercidae.